This is a messenger RNA of Penicillium arizonense, 1056 nucleotides long. RefSeq lists its product as uncharacterized. The coding region runs from base 1 to 1056 and encodes 351 amino acids. NCBI's taxonomy places the organism in Eukaryota, Fungi, Ascomycota, Eurotiomycetes, Eurotiales, Aspergillaceae. Gene Ontology annotation, molecular function: protein binding; 6-phosphogluconolactonase activity. The transcript is spliced from 7 exons. The record is from RefSeq and is a predicted model, not a curated record.
AUGCAACUCCACCACCUCCUCACGGGUUCCUAUACCAACAGCACUCUGUUUCUACUUGCGUUUGAUACUAUAUCCCGAACACUGACUCUCAAUUCGACCAUUCCGGGCUUUGGAUUACACCAAUUCGUGACCAGCAAUGCGGCCAAAAACCGGGUUUACGCAAACCCCAUGAGUGAGCCUCCGCGGUUGUUCACCUGGGGUGUUGAUCAGGACUAUCAAUUCACCCACCCCAGCAUCAUUAACACCACAUCCUCGGCCUGCUACAUCUCCGAUGAUGACCAGUACUCUUUCUCCGCUGGUGGUCCAACUGCGCAGAUCAAUUAUCUAGUUGAGGAUGUUGAUAGGGUGGACAAGACCCAAGGUGCUGUCUUGCACGGCGCUCAUGCUUUCGAUGUCAAUGUGAAUAACAAGGGUUUUGUUCCUCACCUCGGUAUGAACUCUAUCUUCACGUACGACAUUGCCGACAAUGGCACGGCUCAGCUUCUGUCCAUUAACUUGAGCCCAACGGAGGGCGAUGGUCCCCGUAAUUCGUAUCCUAGCGAGGAUGGGAAGCUUCUCUACGUGGUUACAGAACAUAGUGAUUUAUGCUCUUAUGGUUUGAUCGUUCUGGAAUUGACAAUUUCUAUCCCAGCUCAAUGGCUCGACGUUUACGAGAUCGGUGAAACUCAGCUCAACAUAUACAGCGUGCCAGUUAAUACCGUCCGACCCUCGAGAGACGGCAAGUAUCUCUUCACCUCCACACGCAGCUGGAACUGUCCCGAAGUAAAUGGAUAUGCCGCUGCCUUCGAAGUGGAUGAUGCAGGAUACCUCACAAAGGAAGAUGCGGUGAGCUUUUACGAGGCACCUAUGACUCUUGGUUCUGCGGGUCGUCUUCGCGUUGCGCCUUGGGAGGACGAGACCAAAUGUGAUCCCGAGGGUCCGACGGACUAUAUGUACCUAAGUGACACUUCUGAGGGUUGGAUCUACAUUCUGGACUGGACUCCGUCCAACCAGACUUUGGACCUUGUUGCGUCGCUUCAAUAUCCGGACAACGCAUCGCCAUAUGAGGCUACCUAG